Molecule: messenger RNA, 1722 nt
Organism: Antrostomus carolinensis (chuck-will's-widow)
Lineage: Eukaryota; Metazoa; Chordata; Aves; Caprimulgiformes; Caprimulgidae
Gene: MAP9
Product: microtubule associated protein 9
Exons: 11
Biological process (GO): regulation of mitotic cytokinesis; mitotic spindle assembly; mitotic cytokinesis
Cellular component (GO): astral microtubule
Molecular function (GO): microtubule binding
Source: RefSeq, a predicted model, not a curated record
AUAACCUGCGAAACAGUCGCUCUACGGCGUGAGGAGCCCGGCUUCCCUGGUGCUGAGUCCCGCAGAAAGGGCUCUGGCGACAGGACCAGCAGUGGCCAGCAGCAGGUGCCGUGGGGAGCGCAUGCGAGCCCGUCAGGCAGCCGGCCCUCGGGCCUUCGGUGGUUUGUGCCUCAGGGCCUUCCCGAUGAGCUACAAGAAGCAAUUUCUGCGCAUGCAGCAAGAGAGCAAACAGCUGAAUACUCAGACGACUUUGACAGUGAUGAAGAUGGCACGUUAAACAGUAUUGGGGAAGAACAUAAUGAAAAUAAUUCAGGUGCUGAAAGCACUGAGAAAUCAGUUGCUGUUGAGAGUCCUCUCUCAGAUGAUGAUGCUUCACAAAACCCAGCAGAUUUGGAAAAUGAAGCAGCUGAUGACUUGACUUUAUCCUUUCAUGAAAAGAAGCUUCAGCAGAAGCUUUUAGAAAGUGAAAACAUACAAGAUGACAGAAAAGAUGGUGAAGAAGAAGGUUUGGAAAGUCAAAGUGAGAGUGAUGACAGAAAAAAUAAUGAAAAGUCUUCAGCUGCUCAAGAAGUACCAUGUGAUAAUAGUGAAAGCGACCACUAUCAAGAUCAGAAGAUCAGCACCAGUGACUUGAAACUGGAGGACAAUAGUAGAAAAUCCCCUUCUGUGACAGAAGAAGUGAUGACCACAGUAUGUGAGAAAACAAAGAAAUUAGAGAAGUCAACAGAUGACAGUUCAGGUGAAAUGGUGAAAAUAGUGGAGGGGCAAAUAGUAACUGAUACAAUAUGGGAGGUGUCAGUGAAUGAUGAGUCGGAGCAUGGGGAGGCAAAGUACACUUUGAAGGACUCUCUCAAGAAACUAAGUGAAACAAAGGAGAGAAUUCUACAAACCCCAAAAGCUUCUUUAUCUGACAGGUCUCUCUCUUCUGUGCACUUAAAGAAAAAGACGAAAACUGUUCCAUCAGCUACACCUAUUUCUUCUCCCAAUCUGGGAACAUUAAAGGAUAAACGCGUGCAGAACAGUACAGAAUUUGACAAAGCAGAUAGUUUACGAGCUGCUGUUUUCCAGAAUUGGUUGGAAAAGAAAAGGGUCUUUCUACUGGAAUUAAAGAGAACUGAAAAGAAGAAAGCUGAAAAUCUAAGGAACGAUACUGAAAAGAAAGAAGCUGUUAAAAGAGAGGAAGCAAUUGCAUCUUUUGAAGCCUGGAAAAAAAAGAAAGAAAGAGAAGCAAAGAAGUUAAAGGAAAAAAAGAAUCUUGAGGAACUUAAGAAAAAGAAAGCAGCAGAACAGAAUGAGGAGAAAACAGAAGCAGCACAGAAGGCAUACGAAAAAUGGAAAGAAAGAAAAGCGGAAUAUUUAAGAGAGCAAAGCAGAAAGCAAAAACAGUCUGAAAGAAUCAGGAAGAAGAAAGAAGAGGAACUGGUUGCAGAAAAGAAGAGAGACAGCAAGUCAGCAGUUGAAAAAUGGAAUGAAAAAAAGGAAGAAUAUGUAAAACAGAAGAAAGCAGAAAAAAUCCUAGAGAGAAGAAAGCAAGAAAUACAACAAGCAGAGAAGGAAGAAAAAAAUAAGAAGGCUAUGGAGGAAUAUGAAAGAUGGCUGGAGAAGAAAGAGAGGAGAGAACAGCUUGUGAAGAGGCAAAAGAAAUUGCAGGCUGUCCAUGGGGAUGAAGCACCUUCUCCCUGGAGUCCACCUGGCAAAGUCACAUAUUCAAGGAAUUACUGA